Messenger RNA from Xylona heveae TC161, 1796 nucleotides. RefSeq names its product ketopantoate hydroxymethyltransferase. Gene Ontology annotation, molecular function: 3-methyl-2-oxobutanoate hydroxymethyltransferase activity; magnesium ion binding. The transcript has 3 exons. Gene Ontology annotation, biological process: pantothenate biosynthetic process. Lineage: Eukaryota; Fungi; Ascomycota; Xylonomycetes; Xylonales; Xylonaceae. Bases 417 to 1436 code for a protein of 339 amino acids. The record is from RefSeq and is a predicted model, not a curated record. Gene Ontology annotation, cellular component: mitochondrion.
ACCACCCUUCACCUCGGUCUCCGUCCAGAAGAGGGUCCCUUUUGUGCCCACGCUGCGCGUGUUUUUACUAAUACUUUAGCUCAUCCAGGUAAGUGGAAGAAGCAACUUAACCCCAUAUUGGCUAGAGCGCCUGCGCUGGGAAUCAAAACGACGCAGCGGAACACGCUGGGGAACUGGAGACAGACAAGAACCGAACAACGACAAAAAAAGUUCGCUACUCUUCCAAAGGGACACCGCCUACGCGGCAGUAUCCAUCACGACAAUUACUCACUUAAAAACAUCGAACGCCCGCCGCUCGCCAUGGAUCCGGUCAUCCGAGCUGACAUUGUUGAGUCGUUUCAAGUGGCGCGCAGCCCUUGACAAUCAUAGAAUUUCAACUCCCAUCGUAAAGAGUGCCAGUAUCGUUCAUCGCCGCUAUGUCGCGUGUUGUCUUGUCUUCUAUGCGAUCCGCAUUCCAACAAGGUCUUCUUCGCCCUACGCCUUUAGCGUCCUUGCCGCCUCGAGUCCUUCUUUCACAGACUCAAGCGCGAUGGAGCUCGCACUCGCCGUUGGGCACUCCGUCGGUCAACCCCCGAAAGAAGGUCACUUUAGGGACUCUGCGAUCGCUUUACCAAAAGCAAGAGCCUAUAACCAUGAUCACUGCUCACGACUUUCCCAGUGCUCAUGUGGCUGAUGCAGCUGGCAUGGACAUGGUACUGGUCGGAGACAGCUUGGCCAUGGUUGCCUUGGGCAUGGAAGACACCAGUGAGGUAGUCCUGGAAGAAAUGAUCCUGCACUGCAGAUCAGUUGCACGCGCAACCAAAGCUGCCUUUACCGUAGGAGAUCUUCCUAUGGGUUGUUAUGAAAUCGCACCGGAGCAAGCCCUCGAAUCUGCUAUCAGAGUAAUCAAGGAAGGUCGUGUUCAAGGCAUCAAACUGGAGGGCGGUCUUGAGAUGGCGCCAACCAUUGCCAAAAUCUCUGGCGCUGGCAUUCCAGUCCUUGGGCACAUUGGCCUAACACCGCAACGACAACAUUCCCUUGGGGGCUUCCGUGUACAAGGCAAGACCACGGUUGGAGCCCUGAAGGUGUUGGAAGACGCUCUGGCCGUUCAGGAGGCGGGUUGUUUUGCCGUUGUACUAGAGGCCGUCCCAGCUGAGGUUGCCAGCCUUGUGACAAAGAAGCUUCACAUUCCAACCAUUGGUAUUGGUGCUGGUAGUGGUUGCUCUGGUCAGGUCCUUGUCCAAGUCGACAUGUCUGGCAACUUCCCGCCUGGGCGUUUCCUGCCAAAAUUCGUAAAGAAAUACGGCGAUGUAUGGGGCGAGAGCUAUAAAGCGAUAGAGACUUAUAAGACCGAAGUAAAGAGCCGUGCGUACCCGGCGCAAGAGCAUACUUACCCAAUGCCAAAGGAAGAAUUCAAUGAGUUCGAGUCUUUGGUUGAAGGAAGGAAUCUUGCUUAAACUCCUUUCCCUUUCUUCUCUUCUUUAAAACUUCGAUUAUACCAUUUCUAAUUUGGCGUAAACUGCGUGGCCGCAGCAGCGUUUGGCAUAUCCGCAUGGGAAUUGGCGUCUAUACAGCAUAGUCUGAAUUUUCCUGAACUGAGUGCAUUUUGGAUGAAAAUUUGGUGGCUUGUAACCUUUUAAUGUUAUACAAUCAGAUUUUCUGUCUUCAGAGACCUAAUAUAAGCUGAUACAUUACCUUUCAUAAAAGUACUACCCGAAAGCUGGAGUUGUGGAGUAUGCGAUGAUUAAUUGAUCAUCCCGCUUGAAGCACUAUAUAACUUAUGAAUGAUGGACGGAGAAUGAGAGACACAGCUUAUU